Molecule: messenger RNA, 3977 nt
Organism: Polyodon spathula (Mississippi paddlefish)
Lineage: Eukaryota; Metazoa; Chordata; Actinopteri; Acipenseriformes; Polyodontidae
Product: carcinoembryonic antigen-related cell adhesion molecule 5-like
Exons: 14
Coding region: 19-3192 (1057 amino acids)
Source: RefSeq, a predicted model, not a curated record
AUUCCAUAUUUAUUUUGCAUGUACAUUAGCAGUCUGAUCAGCUUCUCGUGUAUGACAAAGGGGUUUCAUUUGCUACACAGCGUGAUGGAGAACACACGAGUACCAGUGCUGACCCUACUCCUUUUUGCGUUGAUAAAAGGUUAUUGGUGUCUGGAUGUAACCAUUAUUAAAAAUCCUGUGAAGAUUGGGGAUGAUGUGCUGUUUGAGAUUAACCCCCCCUCUGUGCCACAAUCAGGAUCCUGGAAUGCACAGACGAUGUUGGUUUUUUGGUUUGGCUCUAAUAUGAUUUCAGGUGUUGGAUAUAAAGGGAGAGUCUCUGUGAAUACUAGCACUGGAUCACUGACACUGAAGUCUGUAAGACUCAGUGACUCCGGAAAAUAUUUUGUUCAGGUUCAAACCACGGAUGGCUUUGAAUUCAGUGGAAAUACUACCUUGACUGUUUUUGAACCUGUCUCCCAACCAACAGUCCGCUCCAAUGUUACUAAUCCAGUGGAGUUCAAUGACACUGUCAGUUUGACCUGUACAGCCUCUGGUUCUGCCGUCUCCUACCAAUGGCUCAAUGGCAGCUCUGUGCUUAGUGACAGUGAGCGGAUUCACUUGAGUGAUGACAAUAAAACACUGACCAUACCCAGGGUGUUGAGAUCUGAUGAUGGGACCCUGCAUUGCUAUGUGUUUAACGCUGUCAGUAACAGCACCAGCGAGCCGUUUCAUCUCAUCGUGAGCUACGGGCCGGAUGACAUGACUAUAAACCCCCCAGAACCAAUCUAUAGCAGUGCAGGAUCAGACCUCACCCUGUCCUGCUAUGCACAGUCCAGCCCACCUGCUCACUACCAAUGGUUCUUUAAUGGAGCCCCUCUUAACAAACUGGGAUCACAGCUGAAUAUGGCUCACAUUGGACUCAAUCAGACUGGAAACUAUACCUGCUGGGCCUCUAACAAUAUAACCCUUAGGUAUGGUGAUGUAACAAGCAGCAUAACUGUUAUAGAACCGAUAACUAAUGUGACUUUGAACCCCACCCCUGCACAGCCAAUACUGAAUAACCCAUUCAAUCUAACCUGCGAGGUGUCUGGGUUAGGGUCUGCUGAUUCAAGGCUGUGGAUGAUGGAUGGUCAGCCCCUGUCCACUGAUAAUAGGAUAACAUUAUCAGUGGACAACAGCACGGUCUUCUUCAACCCAGUUCUACUGUCUGAUAACGGCAUAUAUCAGUGUACAGCUUCUAACCUUGUAAGCAAUAAGACUGGAGCUGGAUACAAAUUAAUUGUAAACUAUGGACCAGAGGAGGCCUUCAUUAAGGCACCAGACUUGGCAGCUAAUGGUUCAGCAAUAAAGUUAACAUGUUCAGCUCGCUCUCAGCCCCCCAGUGAAUACAACUGGUAUCUCAAUGGGCAACAGACUGCCAACGGCUCAGAAUACAAGAUAGAUCAUGUAAACUCUGAUAAUCAGGGAAUUUACAUCUGUGUGGCUUGGAAUUCUGUGACCGGAAGGAACAGUUCUGCCAUAAAGGAGCUUACAGUAAUAGACCUGAUAACUGAGGUUUCUGUGAACCACACCCCUGCACACCCAAUAUUAAAUGACAAUCUGAGUCUGACCUGUGCCGUGUAUGGAACCGUUGACUCAAGGCACUGGCUGAAGGACGGUCAGCCUCUGUCUACUGAAGAUGGAAUAACAUUGUCUGGAGACAACAGCACAGUCUCCUUCAACCCAGUACUGAUGACUGAUAACGGCACAUAUCAGUGUACAGCAAAUAACCCUUUAAGUAAUAAGACCAGCGAUGGAUACACACUGGUCGUCAACUAUGGACCCGAGCAAGCAUCCAUUACAGGACCACAUUUGGCAGCUGUAGGUUCAUCUGUAACAUUGACCUGUUCAGCUCACUCUCAGCCCCAUUCUGAGUACACUUGGUAUCUCAAUGGGACAGAGACUGCCCAGGGCUCACAUUACAACAUGAGUCCUGUGAGCUCUGCUAAUAGUGGGCCAUACACCUGUGUGGCUCGAAACUCAGUGACUGGAAACAGCAGUUCUGCUGUAAUUGAAUUUAUUGUGAUUGAACUGAUAACUGAGGUUUCUGUGAACCACACCCCUGCACACCCAAUAUUGAACGACAAUCUGAAUCUGACCUGUGCCGUGUCUGGAACCGUUGACUCAAGGCACUGGCUGAAGGACGGUCAGCCUCUGUCUACUGAAGAUGGAAUAACAUUGUCUGGAGACAACAGCACAGUCUCCUUCAACCCAGUACUGAUGACUGAUAACGGCACAUAUCAGUGUACAGCAAAUAACCCUUUAAGUAAUAAGACCAGCAAUGGAUACACACUGGUCGUCAACUAUGGACCCGAGCAAGCAUCCAUUACAGGACCACAUUUGGCAGCUGUAGGUUCAUCUGUAACAUUGACCUGUUCAGCUCACUCUCAGCCCCCUUCUGAGUACACUUGGUAUCUCAAUGGGACAGAGACUGCCCAGGGCUCACAUUACAACAUGAGUCCUGUGAGCGCAGCUAAUAGUGGGCCAUAUACCUGUGUGGCUCAAAACUCAGUGACUGGAAACAGCAGUUCUGCUGAAAUUGAAUUUAUUGUGAUUGAACCAGCAUCCAGCAUUAAUGUGGAACCCACCCCUGCAUACCCAAUAGAGAACAACACAUUCAGUCUGACCUGCAAUGUAACUUGGGCCGCUGACUCAAGGCUCUGGUGGAAGGAUGAUCAGCCUCUAUCCACUACUGAAAGGAUCACAUUGUCUGGAGACAACAGCACAGUCUCCUUCCACCCAGUACUGCAGUCUGAUAACGGCAUAUAUCAGUGUACAGCUUCUAACCCUGUAAGCCAAUUGACUAGCACUGGAUACAGACUGGUUGUGAACUAUGGACCACAGCAUGUCUCCAUUACAGGACCAACCUUGGCAUUUAAGGGCUCAACGGUAACAUUCACAUGUUCGGCUCACUCUCAGCCCUCUUGUGAAUACACUUGGUAUUUCAAAGGGAAAGAGACGGCCAAGGGCUCACAAUACAAGAUAUCUGCUGUAAGCACUAAUAAUAAUGGGAGAUACACUUGUGUGGCCUGGAACUCAGUGACCGGAAGGAACAGUUCUGCAAUAAAGGACCUUGUUGUGGCUGACCUUAAUGGUUCUGCUUCCUUGGCAUCUGGACAUGCAGUAGAGGUGGUGAUUGCUGUUCUGGUUCUUCUGCUUUGUGUUUCAGGUUAAAAUGCUGCAGAUGUGGACUCGGGGGGAUUGAAGAUCAUUGAGCUCCAGAGAAUGUAAUUGGAAGAAUCAAUUUAUUUAACAAGUUCUGAACAUUAUAUACAUAUAUUAUUAAUUGUUUUCCAACAGCCUUGAUUGCUUGACUUUGUAAUGUUUUUAAUUAAUGGACCUCCCCUCCCGCUUAUGGUUGUGACCCAAGCAUAGAAUGCCCCAUGCGUAAAGUAGAUAAUUCGAGUUGCAUUCCCAGGAUUAGCAUAAUGGCAUCUGUAUAAAAAGUAAUGCAUUGGUUAUACUGUAUUACAUUUCAAAGCUAAUAUUUCUUCAGUACACAAAGUGAAGCAGCUGCUGCAUUCUUAGCACGAGGGCUGUGUAGAAUAGAGAAGAGUUCUUUCCUGAAUCUCAUUCAAUCUAUACCUUAUCGAGUCAAAUCCGUGCUAAAAACCAAUGGAAUCAAUUGAUCAAAGUCAAUGGAAAAUCUGACUGGUUUUAAUCACUAACACUAAAAUGGGGGUUUUCCAGAUGAUUUUUCAUAACACAUUUAAAGAGUUAUUGAGUUUAUUAAAUGUACACAACAUUAUACCGGGCUGUUCAUACUUACCAAGGGCAUGUUCUGUAUUUUCAUUAAACUGCAUUGAUGUUAAUCCCUCUUUGGGAUUAUUUGAGACUAUUAAAGAUAGCAUUCAUAUCAGGAACUCUAAAAACACGCUAGUGUUGUCCAACAGGCUGUAUUGAAAAUGCCCCUUCAUUUAAGUUUAUAUAUAUAUAUAUAUAUAUAUAUAUAUAUAUAU